Molecule: messenger RNA, 1569 nt
Organism: Kickxella alabastrina
Lineage: Eukaryota; Fungi; Kickxellomycota; Kickxellomycetes; Kickxellales; Kickxellaceae
Exons: 3
Coding region: 1-1569 (522 amino acids)
Source: RefSeq, a predicted model, not a curated record
AUGAACCGGAAGCACCGCUCUGUCACCGUGGGCAGCGACGAGUCGCCUCCUCUGUCUGCUCAUGAUGCGCCCAAGGUGGUUUUUGCGAAUGGAGGGCCGCUUGCCAGGACUCGGGCGCAUCGGCGUCGAAGCACACUGCAUAACAUUCUUGAGCGCACACAGAAGAAUAAAGACGAGCCGCCGCCGCCGUCGCCGCAACAACAGCAGUACCCACAGCAACUAGAACAACAGCAGCGGUACAAUGAGACCAGCGCUCCGGUCGCGCUCCAAACCAAUGAGAAUGCCAUAGCUGGAAAAAAGCGACGCGCUCACCAACUGUCAAUUGGCGACAACAUUCUGACAAUGGAUUCCUUGCAGCUUACGCAGUCUUUGUCCCGGGAAACCAACAUUGCGCCUGUGCGCACCGUCCAUAAGGCGAGCUCCAGUUCCGCCGUGCGACGCCGCCCUCGACCAGGCACGCGAGCGCAGCUCCCAUCGAUGCAGCCGCUGGCCCUGUCGUCAAAGCACCGAGGCGGCAGCCCGUCGCGGGUGGAGCGCACCUACAGAGUGGCUGAUCGCACAAGGGGAGCGACAUCGAGGACGCGACAAACAGUCGGAAAUGGACGAGGACUUGUCCCCGUCCCCAUCGCCAAUGUCAGCUGUGUUCACUAUACCAGCCCUCCAGCAGCCACCCCCGCCGAUGGAUCUGCCCCCGCUGCCUGCGAAGCUCCAGCAGCAGCUCAAGCAGCUGCCUCGGCUGUCUCCCCCGCGCAAGCUGAUUCUGGCCAACAACCCGGGCCUGCAGCUGGGUCUGCCCGAGCCGGGGCUCCGAUGUCGCCAGCCGUGCUGUCACAGAUCUCGAAUCGGCGGGUCAUUUCUGGCUCGUCGCUUCUGCGGUCCCCAUCAAAGGCGACCUUUGCCGACAACCUGGCCAGCCAAAACAUGCAUGUGCUCGGCUCGAACCCGCCUGCGUCGGCUAGGAUCGGAAGGGGCCAGGCGACAGAGGUCUUCCGCCGCGUUGGUUACUGGCUCUACAGCACCGCGCCCGUGCAAUUCAUUAAACAUGCCAUGGUCGAGGAGCGUCAUGACAGUGUCAAUGUACUGUUUUCGACAGAAAAGUCCAUCUGGAUCCUGGGCGUCAGCUACAGAUUGAAGAAGAACACAAAGAGCGUCACGCUGCCAGCAGCGAUCGAGGCAGACAGCACGCACUUGCACGCAGACAGCAGCCUUUUUUUGAGCCACCACCAUCAGAAACGCAGCAUCAGCCCCAGCACCUCUCAUCACUUGCGGAAGGCCGAUAUCAUAUCACAGCGGCGGUCGGAGGAUAUUAGCAGCCGACGUCGGGCAAACACUUCUGGCGUGAUGCUCAACAAGAAGAAGUUGCAGAGCAUAGCCCAGCUGCAGAACUACGUCGGCAUGCCAGCCCUUCCUGAGCCUGGCACGCCCACGCUCGCCGCGACCCCCGGACCGCGGACAUUGGCGUCAAUUCCAUCGCAGGACCUUUUGCGGCCCAAGCAGUGCCCAUCGGGCCGCCCAGCCCCAUGCCGUUUCCAGACGACCCGUUCGAUGGAUCGCCGCGCCUGGGGAUAG